Messenger RNA from Tripterygium wilfordii, 5035 nucleotides. RefSeq lists its product as uncharacterized. Gene Ontology annotation, cellular component: nucleus. Gene Ontology annotation, biological process: regulation of DNA-templated transcription. The record is from RefSeq and is a predicted model, not a curated record. The transcript has 9 exons. NCBI's taxonomy places the organism in Eukaryota, Viridiplantae, Streptophyta, Magnoliopsida, Celastrales, Celastraceae. The coding region runs from base 226 to 4629 and encodes 1467 amino acids. Gene Ontology annotation, molecular function: transcription coregulator activity.
CCAAAGUCCAAACGGCGUGAAACCCCAAUUUCCAUUUUACGACAUCGUUUGUUUACAUGGUCUGUCGCUUACAUUCCGUCUUCGAUUUGUGACAACGGAGGUUCCCCGUCUCUUCUUCCGCUCGAAGAAGCAAUCCCCUCCGAUAAUCUGAUCAACUGGUACCAUUUUUAAGAUCUGCAUUGUUGAAGCAUCGACUGUUAAUUCUAUUGAAAUCGAUUUUUGAAGAUGACGUUAAGAUCGAAUCCACCGUUGAGUGAAGGAAUCGUGUUUGAAAAUUGUCGAAACGAUGUCCCUGAUAGAAUUAGGAAGGAGGAUGGGAAAGAAAACGAGGAGGAAGAUGAGGAGGAGGAUGUUGAUUUCAAUCCCUUUUUAAAGGAAACAGCUUCACCGGAAGCUUCAUCGAGCUUGAGCUCGGAAAUUGAAGGUCUGGAUGGUAAUGUUGUUGGUAGCAAUGCAAACCUAAAUCCAUGGAACCCAGCUGGUGAGGUGGAUAGACGUGAUGCUGCAGAUUCUGAACAUGGAGAGGAGGAGGUGGUGAUGCAAACUGCCGAUUCUCCGGAAGCUGGGCGUGAAAAUAGUAGUAAUCCAGGAAAAAUGAAUACGAGAAAGUCGGUUUCGUUAUCUCAUGCAGAAGUCGAAGCAUCUAGCCAAGAAAAUGAUGCUGAUGAUGUUAUGGUUAACGAUUUGGGUGAGACUAAUGUGACGGAUACCGAGGGAAAGCUCAUGACAGUGCAUUCGGAUGAUGAGGAUGCUAUAUGCAAGCGUACUAGGGCACGCUAUUCUCUUGUUAGCAUCACUCUUGACGAACUCGAGGCAUUUCUUCAGGAAACUGAUGACGAGGAUGAUUUUCAAAAUGUUGAUGAUCAAGAGGAGUACAGGAAAUUUCUUGCAGCAGUUUUACUUGUUAAAGAUGGUGAUGGCACAUCAAGCCAUGAAAAUGAAACUGUUGAUGAUGAUGAAGAUGAGGAUAAUGAUGCAGACUUUGAGAUAGAACUUGAAGAGGCACUAGGGAGUGAUGUUGAUGAAGGUCCAUCAAAUAAGGCACAGAAAGAGGAGAGUGAAAGAAAAGGACGGCGGCCGGAGACCAGGUUGAAUAGAUGGCAAAAAGCCAGUGCUCCACAUAAAAGGAAAUUUUUAGGUCAGGAAAAGAGGCCAUUGCGUCCCCUUAUACCAGUCCCGCCCAGUGGUUCAGUUGCGCCUUUUCCUUCUCUUAAUGGGAGAAUUUUGAUGCAUGAGACUACUCCAACCAGUCUGGCUUCCACGGGGGAAAAUGGUUGUAUCAACGGAUUCACUCCACAUCAACUAGGGCAGUUGCAUUGUCUGAUUUAUGAACAUGUGCAGCUUCUUAUUCAGAUAUUUUCCCUUUGUGCUCUUGAUCCUUCUCGGAAAAUUAUUGCCUCCCAUCUACAGGGCCUAAUGCUUGAAAUGCUUCAGAAACUUGAUGAAGUAAUGGCAUGCAAAAGCGUGCCAUAUCCCAGUAUUUGUUUUCGCCCUCAAUACAUGUUUUCAUCAGUGCCAAAUGAGGUAACCAAAAUUUACCCUGCUCAAUGCACCUUUGAAUCAUCUCAUCUUGGAGUCCGCUCUUCUACAAACAUUCAGAGGCCAGCAUCGCAAAAUAUUUCCCCGUCUGAAGGAAGAAACGAUUAUUUUCAUAAUGGGCAAACUGUUGAGAGCUCUUUCUGGGUUCCUACUGUCCGUGGUCCAAUAUUAUCCAUCCUUGAAGUAGCUCCUCUUAAUUUAGUUGGGAGGUAUAUGGAUGAUGUUUAUACAGCUGCACAGAAGAAUCGGCAACUUUAUAUGAAGUCUAGUUGUGAUACUCGUCUUGAGAAAGAACCUUUGUUCAACCUUCCUUGCUUGUCUUCAUCCGCCUACUAUAAACGAAGCAGCGAUUCUCCAACUGCCAAUGGGGUGCCACCCACACUUGGUCAACAACCUUUGAGGAAGACGUUGGCCGCUUCAAUUGUUGAAAGUGCCAAGAAGCAGUCAAUUGCUUUUGUCCCGAAGGAAAUUGCGAAAUUAGCACAGAGAUUUUUUCCUCUCUUCAAUCCAGCAUUAUAUCCCCAUAAACCACCCCCUGCUUCUGUUGCAAAUCGGGUUCUGUUUACGGAUGCAGAGGAUGAAUUAUUAGCACUGGGAAUGAUGGAGUAUAAUACAGAUUGGAAGGCUAUUCAACAACGUUUUCUUCCUUGUAAAUCUAAGCAUCAGAUUUUUGUUAGGCAGAAAAACCGUUGUGCUUCUAAGGCGCCGGAAAAUCCCAUUAAGGCAGUUCGAAGGAUGAAAACCUCCCUGUUGACUGCGGAAGAGAUAGAGCGUAUUCAGGAGGGCCUCAAGUUGUUUAAACUUGAUUGGAUGUCAGUAUGGAAAUUUGUUGUCCCUUAUAGAGAUCCCAGCUUAUUACCCCGACAGUGGCGUAUUGCUCGUGGUGCGCAACGGUCCUAUAAGCUAGAUGCUGCUGGAAAGGAGAAACGGAGGUUGUAUGAAUCAAAAAGAAGAAUAUCCAAACCGGCUAAGUUGGCACUUUGGCAACAGUCUUCAGACAUUGAGGAUAAUUCAAUUGAGAAUGCUGUUGGGGAACAUAAUAGCGGAAACGCCUGUGUAGAGGAAGCCUAUUUACAUGAGGCAUUUUUGGCAGAUUGGAGGCCAGGUGGCUCAAGCCUCAGUUCUUCUGGUCAUCCUUGCUCAAACUUUGCAAACAGAAACUUACCUGGUGAUAGAGUGUCAGGAGAUACUUCUUGUGUUAGUGAAGACCUAAAUAAUCAUGGGUUUGCGGAAGCUCAACCACACAAUCAUAAUAUGCACAAGUUUCCAUCUUCAUCCAAGUAUCCUCUACACACUUCAUCUCAUCCUGCUCAUGUUAGAUACUUUCCGUCUAAUAUCAUGCGGCAGAACCAUAUGGUCUCCAACGUGUCACUAGAUAAGCCUAAAUCCCCAAUACAUAUGCGGCCAUAUCGAACUCGUAAUAUUAAAGGUGCUCACUUGGUGAAGUUAGCACCAGACUUGCCUCCUGUGAACCUUCCACCAUCUGUCCGUGUAAUAUCUCAGUCAGCCUUCAAAGGUAAUCAAUUUGCAGCAUCUGCUAAGGUUUCUGCCUCUGGAGCUGAUAGUAAUAGUGCGGGAUUACAAAAUGCAGUUUCUCUAUCCCAUCAUGCAAAGUCAGCAACUAUCAACUCAGUAACACCUGAUGGCGAUAGAAACAGUACAGUGAAAGACAUUGUUACAAAUUCAUUGCCUAGAAAACCUGGAGUUGUUACUGAUGAGCGUGUGUUGGAAGAAAGAGGCAACAUUUCAGAUCUUCAGAUGCAUCCUUUACUGUUCCAAGCACCUGAAGUUGGACGCCUACCAGAUUACUCAUUGGCUUGUGGUGCCAGAACAACUAGUUCAUUUGGUUUCUUUUCAGGAAAUCAGCCUCAACUGAAUUUGAAUCUCUUUCAUAGUCCUUUCCAAGCAAUUCAUGGUGCUACUUGUUCCAAAGAUUAUUUGAAGACAAAAGAGUAUACUUCAGCAGCAGGUGGCAUUGACUUCCAUCCCCUAUUGCAGGCAGCGGAUGAUGAAAAUAGUGACUUAGUAACAACAAUGUCAAAUGUGCACCAGUCUGUUUGUUUCGAAGGCACAACUGUUCAACGUCAAAAUCCUUCUGAUACUGUGAAAAUUAAACCAUCAGUUCAUGAAGGCGCAUUUCGUGCCAACUGUAAACACUCUAGUCCUAAUGAGAAGGCUAAUGAACUAGACCUGGAGAUCUAUUUAAGCUUCAAGUCUGGGAAGGAACAACGCAGGAGAAGUGGAAAUGUGGUUGCAAAAAAAAGAAAAAUGUCUCCAAUAAGUGCCUCUGAUUCUGGAAAUAGUUUGGAAACCCAAAAAACUGGCAGUUCACAGGAUCAGUGGCAGUGCAUUGAGAAUUGCUCUACUGUGCAGAGAGAUUCUGUUCCACAUGUUCAAGCAUCAGCUAUAGCAAGCAAUAACAUCAGCAGAUGCAAUCGUGAUGAUGUAGGUGACUCGUCUCAUCCAGGGAUUGUGAUGGAACAGGAAGAGCUGAGUGACUCAGAUGAGGAAAUGGAUGGAAAUGUGGAGUUUGAGUGCGAGGAAAUGGCGGAUUCUGAUGGAGAGGAGGCUUCAGGAUGUGAUGGAAUUGCUAAGUUGCCAGAUAAGGGGGAGCCCAAAUUUACGGCAGCAAGGGUUGCAAUGGACGUGAAUUAUGAUGAUCAGGAAUGUGAAUUAGAGGGCCCUGUUUAUUCUCAACGAAAUAAUUCUCUUCUAAUUAAGAGCAGUCCUUCCUUAAAGUUGAGUUUGACAAGCCUGGGGAUGGAUCCUACAAAAAAUGCAUGGCUAAGUUUGGAGUCAGGGGCCCCUGGUCACCAUGAGUGCAAGCAUGAGAAUAUGAUCAGGGAAGGAUCCCAUGCCAAAAAUUUUACGGGCCUUUCCAAUAGAUCUUGUACGAAGACAACAGAAGGCACAAACAACGAUGGUACCCAAAAUCAUUCUGAGGAUAUGACCCAACAACUCAGCUUGGGUCCAAUUGUUUUUCCCUCUUUGAGGAAGCCCAGGAAGCGUUCUCGCCGAACAAAUGCAAGUCUGAGUAUGGAAAUGACAUUGGAAAGCACACAAAAUGAUCAGCUAAAUAAGGCAAGUUGAUUGUGCUUUUGUUGAGGUGAUGGAUUCUUGAAAAUGGCCAAAAGUUGGAUCUUGCCUGGCCAACCCAAUUUUCAAUCCCUGCAACUGAUGGCAAAUCAUUUCGGAGGCACAAAAAAAUGUUGAUCUUGCAUCAUGGUCUCCUGUGCACUAGUAAUUAGCACUUUUAACUCUGAACUCUUUGAUUUGUACACAUGCUGAUGGGGUAAAGAAGUUGGCUAUCGGUUUUGUACCUUGUGAAUUCUUUUUUUUUAUUGUGAAUAUCUGUUUAGGCAGUUUCUAUACUUAUUUCAUGUUUUUUUCCUUAAAUUAUUUUCGUAUGUGGCAAAGUCACAAGUACAUGCUAUUUUCCUUGUAUAUUUGGCGAUGCUCCUACUGGAAUGAAAUGGCAUAGAGAUUGUUUUUCUCC